This is a messenger RNA of Penicillium maclennaniae, 750 nucleotides long. RefSeq lists its product as uncharacterized. Bases 1 to 750 code for a protein of 249 amino acids. The record is from RefSeq and is a predicted model, not a curated record. Lineage: Eukaryota; Fungi; Ascomycota; Eurotiomycetes; Eurotiales; Aspergillaceae. The transcript has a single exon.
AUGGCACAUCGCACCGACUACCAUGCAUUUGAUCACAUACCACAACACAAGAGCUCUAUUCACGACUACCAUUACGAUCCUCAAGAUUUCCAGAUGCCAAAUUAUCUCAAAGCCCCGAUCAUUUUACACGAAGCGAUGAACCAGCUGCACGACCGCGCACGACUCACCAUUACAUCCAUGAAGCAGCUCUCAAUCCGUCGUUCACGUCGCUACGACAACCUCUGCUCCCCCUCACUCGGCCUACUCCACGAACUACACAGGCUUUCCAUCCAUCGUCUCUUCGACUGGCAAGCACAAUGGGACCCCAGAGAUCCCACCCUCUCACCCACUCCCAAGAUCCCUCGUGAGGUACUCCAGUUCACGCUCGAUCCUCGGCACUACGCUUUCUUCUACAGAGAAUACUGCCAUUGGAUUCAGAACUUCAUGAUUGGCCCUAUCAGAGCCUGGGAAAAGUUAAAACCUUUGGUGGCCAUCCGCGCCCAGCAAGUUCUAUCCGAGACUGGGUAUCGGGAGUGGCGGUACUGGUGGGACUCGGAAUAUAUGCCUGCGAUGAGCAAGUGGGAGACAUGUCUCCCGGAUCUGGCUCUUCCGAGCUGGGAAGAUAUUGUCGAUGAACUGUACAUGAUGAUUCUUGAGCGGGUUGAAGGUGCUGAGGAAUUCGCCAGCUCGAUCUGCACUAAUUACUCGCCGUCGAUCACUCCACUCGGACAGAAGGGGGAGGAUCUUCAGGAGUAUCUCCGUUUUGUCUGA